AUGACGGCCGCACCCCCGGUGCCUCACUCCGUGCCCGACGGUGUCAAUGGCGGCCACUUGCGCUAUCAUCCCAUCGCCAUGAAUCCCAAUCCGCCUCAUCCACAAAUGCCACCUCCAGACCAGAUGGUACAAAAUCACCACUUCCGUUAUUUCCGUCCACCACAGGCGAUGCACGAUGGGCAUGGCCCUCAAGGUCCGCCGGGACCCCCACCAGUACCGCAACACAACCCUACUUCUCUGGAACAGAUUGAAAAUCGUCUGCGGCAGUUGGAACACGAGGAAAUGAAUCGGAUGGCAACACGCAGCCAUAUUCUCGCAGCUCGCAAACGGGAGGAUGAGGAAUUUCGCAGGUUAACUGAAGGUGCCGAGGCUGAGGAAGAGGAUCUUCGAAGAGAGAGAAAGAGGAUUAAGAGAGAAUCGAUGGGAUUAGGGCCUAAUGCAGCCGGUGAAUCGCCGCCAUUGCGUCCAACACCACCACGCCGUCUCUCCGAGACCAGCGCGGCCACGACUUUGGCCUUUUUCAAGCAGCAAAGUCCCCCCCGAGCCUCGCCAGGUCCCUCUCCCUCCAUCUGCAUCGCAGACGCCAAUGCUCUCAACGGCGCCGGAUCCAUCCGCCGCAAGCAAAAAUACACCAUCAAGAACGUCGAAGCAUGGGGCGAGCGUCACGGUCGACCCGCCGCACACGAUCCCUCCGGCCGUGCCCUGUGGAAACGGCCAUCUGACGGCAGUUUAGUCUAUCUAACGUGCCCAAUUGAUGGGUGUGGAAAGAGUGACUUCGUUACACUCCACGGCUUCAUGUGCCACUUGACGAAGAAGCACAAAGACCGUACUCUGGGCAGCCAGUCGCGAGCCCUAGAACUCUGCGGCAUGGUUUAUGACCCCAACGCGCCUCUCCCACCAGUGACAGCCUCGAACCGGGGCUCAAUGGAGGAUAGUCCCGCUGCCAUGGAUCGUGAUAUGGACCCCGAGGACGCGGAUCUGGAAUCCGAGUCCGAGAUGGACGAAUCUCACGAUGAGUAUCGUGUUAAGACGGAAGCCACAGAUCACUCCAUGCGCGACUCGGAGGAUCCAUCUGGACGUGAAGAACCUUCUCCACUUCCUAAACACAUUCUCAAUGGCUCAACAAAGCAAUCUAUUCAUUCGAUCAUCGACCGUACUCCUGAUACCGAGCCCCGCGAGGCGCUCGCUUCCCUGCCUCCCUCAGAACCGACCUCACAAGGCCCUACGCCUCUUCCUGAAUCGACUGUCCCUGCGAAGCGCAAAUACGAGCUGUCCCCACCUGCAUCGGAGAAGGAAAAUACCGAGCCCAAGGAAGGAUCAACAGUCGAGUAA
This is a messenger RNA of Penicillium cosmopolitanum, 1332 nucleotides long. RefSeq lists its product as uncharacterized. The record is from RefSeq and is a predicted model, not a curated record. Lineage: Eukaryota; Fungi; Ascomycota; Eurotiomycetes; Eurotiales; Aspergillaceae. The coding region runs from base 1 to 1332 and encodes 443 amino acids. The transcript is spliced from 3 exons.